GGGGAAAAAAUAAAAAUAUCGAACUAUCGAAGUGCGAUAGGUCUCGAUAGGCUAGUUUCUAAAUAAAAACAAAGAAAAUUCGGUUUUCUUGAGCGAUUUCAGCGAAAUCUAGCACGAAAAAGCAGCCAAAUGGAGCCCAACGAUGAGGUGGUGGAACGCCAAAAGCUGGUGAACGAUGUGGAAACGGAGGAGGAAGCACAAAGCGCACCGAAAUCGGCCACACCCGCCUCGCCCGCCGUACCGAAUAUCAAAAUCAAAGGAAUAUCCAGCGGCGAGACGACGCGCAGCAGAAACUCCGCAUCCUGCUCCAUCGAGAGGACGAUAUCCGAGAAGGAGAAGGACAAGAGCCAGGGCCAGGGUCAAGCUGCCACGAAGGUGACCUACGUGAAUGAGCGCCGGCCACGCCCCCAGGCGCACGGCGGCAGUGGCGGGGGCGGCGGCGCCGGAGACGAAAGAUUCGAGUUCAAGACGCGGCCGCGCAAACUGCUCAAAGAUCGCGAUGAGUUGGAACCCACCCACAGCAGUGCCAACAGCUUGAACGCCAUCACUUUGGUGAGCAGCGAGUGGCUAACACCUGAUCCCACAGCCACAGCUACAAGCAACCACAACACCCCCAAGAACAACAACAACAACAACAACAACGAUAGCACGAAACGCAACAAUAACAAUCAGCACAACAAUAGCAAUCAGAACACACCGCGAACGCAGCGUCGCCAGAAUCCCACAGCAUCGAUGCCAAACGCCAGUGUCCACAGCGAUAAGUUCGACGAUCGUCCAAUUAAACAUCAUUCCUUUGUCUCCGAAGUUCCCGAUGUGAAGCACAUGGAAAGAGCCCUCCUCGGACUGCUGGAUGACUUCCACUCCGGCAAGCUGAGGGCAUUCGCAGGUUCCGGCUGCACAAUGGAUCAGAUGACCAAGAUCCGCGAGCAGCAGGAGAGCCUGGCCAAACUGCAUUUCGAACUGGCUGCCGCCGAGGAGGAUUCGCUGGAGCACGGCAACGAGUUCAACACCAACAAGGCGCAGGAGAAUAUGCUGCAGCUGAUGCAGCGCCUGGAACAGCUGUCCAUUUCCAUCGAGCAGCUGCAGACGAGCCACACGGGUCUCUGAGAUUUGGCCCAGCCGCAGGCCUGGGAUCAACGCCUGCUCUGGCUCUGAGCACAUCGAAAGCAACGAGGAAUGCCAAAGUGGAGGAAGUGGAUGGAUGGCUUGGGAUUCAGGAGUUUUACACAAGACUAGCGACUUUUCGACGGGGGGGCGGACAGCUGGGAUUCUGUGUAAAUAUUUUAAGUUGUACGCUUAAGUGGGAGGAUUCGUUGGGCUUCUCAUGCUAAAUAGUUUAGCGAACUCGCAGUGAUUGUGAAACUAAUUUAGAUUGUCUUCGCGUAGCCAUAGCCAUAGCGUUAAAUUAUUAUAAUAGAGCAAGGGUGCCAAGGGUUGGUGCUAAAACGAAUUAUUUCAUUACAAUUCGAUUCGAUUUGAUUGAUGCGUGCUGCAGGUUAUCAGGCUUCGAUAAUGAUGGGAAUCUGUUCCGCUUAUUGUUUGUUAUAGUUAUUUGCAAUAUGUAUAAACACCUAAUCAUACACAUGUACGAAACUCGGACCUAUUAAAGUUAUCAUUUUUAUAUAUGUCUAAA
Messenger RNA from Drosophila santomea, 1633 nucleotides. RefSeq names its product coiled-coil domain-containing protein 28B. Lineage: Eukaryota; Metazoa; Arthropoda; Insecta; Diptera; Drosophilidae. The record is from RefSeq and is a predicted model, not a curated record. The transcript is spliced from 4 exons. The coding region runs from base 130 to 1107 and encodes 325 amino acids.